ACCGAUUCCGAAACCGGUUCCCACCCAGCCCCACCGCGGACGGUUUGUUUACAUUUCUCACGAGUUUUUUUGCUCUUCAAAACAUAGAAAAACGGUAGUAAAACAAAAUAACCUAAAGAAAACACAAACAUCUUGCGAAGUACUCGUGGAGAGUGUGGGUUGAGAUUAACAAGAUGCAGCUACUGGCUGGCCCCACCCUGGCAGCGUCACGUCGGCUGUGCUCCACCCCGGGCUUGGUCUUGUCUCACUGGUCACUGAAUGGCUUCCACGUAUCCACUGCUAACCCUGAAAACCUCUUCCAUGAGGUGAAGGACAAGGAAUCUGGGAAGGUACGCAGGAUUGCCUACAACAAGACAUCAGGCCCUCGGUCACAUGGGUUGUUGUACAUUCCUGGCUUCAUGGGACACAAGGGAGGAGGAAAACCAGUGGCCCUGCAUUCCUUUAGCCAAAAAUAUGGAUUCCCUUUCCUGAGGUACGAUCCCUCAGGUUUGGGAGAGUCAGAGGGAAUGACUAAAGCAGAGACCAGAUUCUCCAUUUGGCUGGAAGAUGCGAAGGAAAUGCUUCUUAAUGUGGCAGAAGGUCCACAGAUUGUUAUUUGUUCUUCAAUGGGCUGCUGGAUCACCUCCCACUUGAUACAGAUGCACCCAGAGAAGUUUGCUGGCAUCCUCAUGUUGGCGCCAGCUGUCAACUUCCACAGCCGCUAUGAGAAGGUGCUGCGCGCUCAACUCACCCCAAAGUUGUUGCAGAAAUUUGAGGAGGGUGGAGUGGUGCCCCUAUACGCCCCAGAUUACGGGGAAUUCCCUCUCACUAAGGCCCAUUUUCAGGAUAUGAAGAAAUUUGCUCUAACCCGAGAACCUGAACAAAUUCCUGUCCCUGUUCCUUUAAGAAUUAUUCAUGGGGUGAAGGAUAAAGAUGUGCCAUACACAGAAUCCUUGCCACUCAUGCAUUCCUUCAAGACCGAGGACGUGCACCUCUCUUUCUUGAAGCAUGCUGGCCACACCCUCGUUGAUAAGCUGAGCCUGGAGUUGAUCUAUGAUACCAUCCUCAAGUUGGCAGCUGAGGUGCAGCAGAGAAACACACAAUGAUGGAAGUGCUCUUCAGUGAAUGGGAGGGUAGAGUGGUAGAGGUAGUGGUGUUCCUUCAAAGUUGAAGAGAGAGGGACUUGUGGGUGUUAGUGUAGAUGCUCACGGCUUAUCAGGCAGAGGAGAAUUGAUGUAGUUUGUCAUGAAGAUUAGGUAUGCCGGUGCCUGUUUCUUCCUCUGUUCAACUUAAUAUCCAUUGGGCUUUCAACUUGUAAGUUAAACACAAAGGGCUAGUCACUGUUUUUCUCCAUCCAGCCUGAUUUCAGAUUCCAUUGGACUUUCAACUUGUAUUUUAUUUAAGCACAAAGAACAUGUCACUCCAUUUUCCUUUAUGCAGCCUAAUUUCAGAUUCCAUUGGUGCUUUUAACUUUAAUACUAUAUGGGUUAGUUAUAAUAAUUCACUCCAUUUAACCUAAGUUUGAAUUCUUUUAGGUUUUCAGAUUUUAUUCUACAUGGGGAGUUAGAAUUUCCUCCACUCAGCCUAACGAGUUUUUUUUAGGUUUUCAAACUUUUAUUCAUGGAUAAGGAUAAUAGAUGUAUAUACCAGUAGGUGCUUAUGUUUUACACUGAAGUGCUGUGUGUAGACCUGGCUUCUGGCAGCUUCCCUGUGGUUAUCUGUUCUUUAAAAAUGUGUGGGGAGGUGUGAGAGUGCAUAGAUGUAGAAUGCUUGGAUGAAAAGAGGAGGUUGUAUGAGAGAGCAGUAGUGAUUACAUUGACAAGAGAGAAGAGGUUAUAUGUAAUGGAAAAGAAAUGUAUUAGGAACAUUAUGGGAGUAACUCAGAUGAAUAGAGUGAGAGGUGAGGAUCACAAAAGUGUUGGAAGAGAUAAAGCUACUUGAGCAGAGCAAGUAGUGUUAGUGGUUUGUGGAGGUAGAGAGAAUGGAAGAAGAGCAAUUGAUGAACAAUUUUACUGACAGGUUAUGAAGGGACAAAAGUAAGGCUGAGAGGAAGGCCAUGAAUGGGAUGGAAGGACAGUGAGAGUGUUACUUGUAAGGAGAAUAUCUGUGGAGCAAGAAAGAGUGGUGGUGAUAGGAAUGAAUGGAAAGGCAGACCACAAAUGAAAUGGAUGGACAGUGUUGUGAAUAGAUAAGUAGUGAUGUAACUUUGAGGACAUUAAUGGAAGUGGUUUGUUGCAUCUGGUGUGAUCAGCUGAUGAGAUCAGAUGCAGGAAAAGGGAUGGAUCUAUUAUACAGGGUGGCCCAAAAGUCUUGACACUAAUAUUACAGGUGCAUCAUAAAUUAAUUUGCUAAAAUCAGCAGAUAAUAAGUUAAUGUAUCCAUCAAGUUCAUGUGAAUUUUGCAAAACACAUCAAACUUCACAUCACUAAUCAGAAACAUGUUGAUAUUAGUGGAUAAAAAUGAUAAAGAAUAUACAUUUCUCUCUCUGUCAAGAAUCUUGGAUCACCAUGUAGUAAAGCAAGAAUAAGUCAUAUCUGUCUUGGCCUUAAUUCUGAGAUAUUAAGAGCCUGUAUUUUGAAACACCUAGGGCUCUUAUAAGGAACACUUUCAAGGACCAUAAUUUAAUAGAGGACAGACACUGAAACAUUUGAGAAUUUGGACUUUGGAUGGCUGUGUAACUUCAUUUUGCACAGUAUAGUCAGUCAGGCUUGGCUGUUUUCCUAAACUUAGAAGCUUAGAGAAUUGGGCCAAGCAAAAUAUGUAAAUAUAAUUAAAUUAUUUAUUGUUUUUAUUAAGGGAGAAAUUAAGAAGAAGAAUUGUGAACAGUG
This is a messenger RNA of Scylla paramamosain (green mud crab), 2807 nucleotides long. Its product is annotated as palmitoyl-protein thioesterase ABHD10, mitochondrial-like. NCBI's taxonomy places the organism in Eukaryota, Metazoa, Arthropoda, Malacostraca, Decapoda, Portunidae. The coding region runs from base 174 to 1085 and encodes 303 amino acids. The transcript is spliced from 6 exons. The record is from RefSeq and is a predicted model, not a curated record. Gene Ontology annotation, molecular function: hydrolase activity, hydrolyzing O-glycosyl compounds.